AUGGUGUCCGAAUUUGAGAAGCCCCGCCAGUCCCCUUCUUUGCACAGCGUUACACAAGUAGAGCUGGGGGACUGCGGAUCCUCGAGCACCGUCUGCCAGUCACGAUAUCAACGAUGGACAAGGAGCUUCAAGAACUUAGAAACUCGCGGAAUUGAGCCUGUUUCACCAGAGGAUCGUCAGAAGCCCACCACGUCAGACUUGUUUCACAUGCUCUUAAUAUGGUUCAGCAUGGGAAUGGCAGUAAAUCACAUGGUUGUCGGUUCAAUAGGAACACUGGUCAUGGAUCUGAACUUCACGGACGCUGCCCUCUGCGCCGUAUUUGGAAACCUGAUUGGGGGUUUGGCGGUUGGUUAUAUGAGUACCUGGGGUCCUAGGAGUGGGAAUCGCACACUUGUCAUGAGCCGAUAUUUCAUGGGUUACCACCCCAACAAAAUCUGCUGUUCGCUGAACGUGUUGACCAAUCUCGGGUAUGGAAUGAUCAAUGCUAUGGUAGGGGGUCAGAUUCUGUCUAAGCUCUCCGGAGGAUCUGUAUCCGUCAUUGUCGGAAUCAUCAUUGUCGCCCUUGGAAGUGCGAUCAUGGCGACGUUUGGUAUGCGCAUAUUCCAUAUAUAUGAGAGAUUCGCUUGGUUCCCUCAACUGCUCACAUUCUGCAUCUUGGCGGGAUCAGCAAUACCACAGUUUGACCUCCAUGCAAAGUCCGUCGGGUCGUCCGAUGAGAUAAACGCAAAGCGUUUAGGGUUUUUCUCGCUCUGCAUGUCGUCAGCUCUCUCGUGGGCACCCUCCGCUGCAGACUAUUAUGUGUAUUACCCAUCCACGAUCAGGCCAUGGAAGGUUUGGUCGGUGACUACUAUUGGAGGGUGCGCAGCGAUGAUGAUGAGUAUUCUCCUGGGAGUUGGCCUAGGAACCGGUGUGGCGAGCAAUGUUAGGUGGCAGGCAAUCUAUGACGGAACUCCGGGAAGCUUGUUGAUGGCUGGCUAUGACAGGCUUGGAGUGUUUGGCAAGAUUUGCGCGUUCAUUAAUGUGCUAACGGUGGUUUCCAACAAUGGCCCCGGAACAUAUUCGCUGGCAAUGAACUUUCAAAUGCUCGGAGACAUUUGGUCGAAAAUUCCGCGUCCAAUCUUCACCAUCGCAAGUACCGUCACUUAUACAGCAUGUGCAAUCGGAGGAAGGAAUUUCCUGUAUCAGAUCUUCAAAAAUUUCCUUCCUCUGAUUGGAUACUGGAUCAUCAUCUGGUUCACCAUCGCUGUCGAGGAAGAUGUGCUCUUCAACCGGUGCCGACGAUACGAUUGGACUAUAUGGAAUGACUGGCGGAAACUCCCAGUGGGUGUUGCUGCCGGAGUUUCAUUUUUGAUCGGAUGGGCAGGAGCGAUUGUGGGUAUGGACCAAGUUUACUACACUGGGCCAGUUGCGAAUGCGACCACAGAAGGCUGUGACCUUGGGAUCUGGCUCGGUCUGGGGUUCACGGCCAUAUCUUUUCCUGCUCUGAGACUGUUGGAGCUUCAGAUGCUGGGUCGUUGA
Molecule: messenger RNA, 1518 nt
Organism: Aspergillus lentulus
Lineage: Eukaryota; Fungi; Ascomycota; Eurotiomycetes; Eurotiales; Aspergillaceae
Product: purine-cytosine permease family protein
Biological process (GO): transmembrane transport
Cellular component (GO): fungal-type vacuole membrane; plasma membrane
Molecular function (GO): transmembrane transporter activity
Source: RefSeq, a predicted model, not a curated record